AUGGGAAGGGCUCUCUUCGACUCCAUCCGUUCCAUCCCUGAGGUACGUUUCGACGUACGUGAAGACGCAUUUGCAUUGUUAGACGUCUUCGAUGAACUUGCAAGUCAUCUCCUUUGUGUUGAACAUGCCAUCCACUACCAAUCGUUGAGAUCUCAAUGGAUAUGGGAAUUUGGGAGACGGAGAAUCGAGAUUUUGUCCGAACUGGAAAAGUACUAUGGACGGAUAAACCACGGAGAUGAGGACGAGGACAACAGCGACGAUGGAGAAAAAUCAGAUACCAGUCUUACUCAAUCGCUCACGAUCACAGAGUUCAAGAAGCUUUGCCCCGAGAUAAAGGAGGAGGAAGUGGCUCGGAAAGUCACCAAGAAACUGGAGCAAAAUGUUGGGGAACAAGGCAAGCUGACCGGGUGUGUUUAUAUUAUCUCACCUAAUGAUACCGAGUUCCAUGGGAUGCUAAAAAUUGGAUGCACAAAAGUGCAUCCUGAAGUGUCGCGAUUCGCACCCCACAACCGCUGCCUUGGGUCGUUUGAAACUAUUGCAGUCAGACCUGUGACUUACGCCCAACGAGUGGAGCAAUUGUUGUUGGCAGAGUUCUCCCACGCGCGUUAUAGCAAAAAGUGUCGAAAGUGUGGUCGGGUACAUAAUGAAUGGCUCGAAAUCAAAGUGGAUGUCAUCGUGAAAAGCCUAGACAAAUGGUGCGACUUUUUUAGUAAAUUCAGCCCAUACAAAAAGGACGGUCGACUGGGUACACUCGCGGAGGAAGUUAUAUUACCACCGCCUGUUUCAAGAGAGUACUUCAGCCCGCGUUCUGCAAAUUCGACACCUUUGAAGAAUACUUCUUCAGUGAAAGAUUCUAUGGGAAAGGGCUCUAGGAAGAAGAAUUCCGCAAAGAAAGCCCCUGCAGAGAAGACUCCUAAAAAAGAACUCCUUCAGGGAAAGAAUCCACGAAGGGUUCUGGGAAGAAGGGAUCCGCAAAACAACCUCCCACAGAGAAGACUCCUACAAAAAGCACUUCUUCAGGGAUUCUUACAGAAACUCUGCUGGAGAUUAUUCAACAUCGGCCUUCAUCCCCCACUUCGCCUUCACUUUCUGGCCUCAAAGAUCCGACAAUCACAACCACUGUUAUCCAGAGUUCCUACGAAGAAGACUCGGAGCCAGAAGAGAACGAAGUGGAUCCGGCGGAAUUUGAACCAGCGCCUAUUGUUGAAUGGCUCACUUCAAGACUGCGUCGCCUAG
Messenger RNA from Penicillium daleae, 1236 nucleotides. Its product is annotated as GIY-YIG nuclease family protein. Bases 1 to 1236 code for a protein of 411 amino acids. The record is from RefSeq and is a predicted model, not a curated record. The transcript has a single exon. NCBI's taxonomy places the organism in Eukaryota, Fungi, Ascomycota, Eurotiomycetes, Eurotiales, Aspergillaceae.